This is a messenger RNA of Entamoeba invadens IP1, 585 nucleotides long. Its product is annotated as protein serine/threonine kinase, putative. The transcript has a single exon. Gene Ontology annotation, biological process: protein phosphorylation. Lineage: Eukaryota; Evosea; Mastigamoebida; Endamoebidae. Bases 1 to 585 code for a protein of 194 amino acids. The record is from RefSeq and is a predicted model, not a curated record. Gene Ontology annotation, molecular function: ATP binding; protein kinase activity.
AUGAGACACAAAAAAUCGGAAGAUAUCAAAAUGAAGUUACGAGUAAAAAUAUGUCUUGAUGCAGCACGGGGAAUUGCUUAUUUGCAUGAUAAUGGGAUUUUACAUAGAGACAUAAAACCUGAUAAUAUUCUUAUAUUCUCACUCGAAUACAACACCAAUGAUUCAAUCAAUUGUGUCAAAAGUGAGAAUGAAAAUAACGAAAUUGUUAACGGCAAAUUGACUGAUUUUGGAUCAAGUCGAAAUGUUAAUAUGUUGAUGACUAACAUGACAUUUACAAAAGGUAUUGGAACACCUACUUAUAUGGCUCCUGAAGUCUUAAACCAAAAGAAAUAUAAAAGAUCGGCCGACAUUUUUUCGUUUGGAGUCACUAUGUUCGAAAUAUUUGGGUGGAAGGAGGCUUACCCGAAAGAUAUUUUCAAAUACCCUUGGAGAAUCGCAGAGUUUGUGAACUCAGGAAAUCGAAUGGAUAAACCAGAAAAUAUGCCUAAUAUGCUCUAUAUAACAAUAGAAAAAUGUUGGUGUCAAGAUCAAAAAGAAAGAUUGUCGAUAAAAGAUGUUAUAUUCGCAUUAAAAGCUCAACUUUAA